AUGGUGGCAAUAUUAGUAAGAGAAAGAAGGCACCAACCAGCACUGAAGCUAUCCCUAGUACCACCACCACUUCCCCAAACAAUGUUCUACAGCACAAAAUAUUUGCUGGAAUUGUCUCCAGCGGCCGCAAAUCCUGACUCUCUCGUCAUUGAAAUCUCUGAGUUCGAAAAGCUCGAUGUUGUCGGCCAUGGAAAUGGAAGGACCGUCUACAAAGUACAUCAUAAGAAAACCUCCUCAAUCUACGCAUUGAAAGUUCUCCGGCAACAGGCGGCAGCUUGCGAGAUGGAGAUCCUCAAGCUUGUGAAUUCUCCUUAUACUGUCAAAUGCCACUGUGUUUUCGACAACGUCGGACUCACAAGCACAGGCAGUGAAGGCCACCUGAGCUACCUGAUGGAAUACAUGCAAAAUGGCUCUAUUCAGGAUAUUCUGAGAGCCAAACAAAUAUUACAUGAGACAGAGAUAUCGGGUAUCGCUAGAUGUGCCCUCCGGGGGCUUCGCUAUCUUCAUGGUAUUCAUAUCGUACAUGGCGACAUUAAGCCCUCAAAUCUUCUUCUGGAUGGGGAAGAGGUGAAGAUCGCGGACUUUGGAGUCAGCCAUGUGGUGGAGGGCGGUGCAAUGGAGUCUUCAUCACAUGAUUAGUGCAUGGGAACAUGUGCUUACAUGAGCCCUGAGAGGUUUGAUCGGCAACGGUGAGACGGUGGUGGGCGGGGGUUCCCCGGUGAUGUGUGGUCACUCGGGGUGGUAGUAUUGGAAUGCCACGCCGGCAGGUUUCCGCUUAUCGGGCCAGGCCACAAGCUUGAUUGGGCGACAUUGAUGUGCGUGGUUGGUUUUGGCGAGUGGGUGAAGAUUCAGGGGAUGGCUACGCCGGAAUUUAGGAGCUUUGUGAGAAGGUGUCUUCAGAUCUGCUUCUUGAACAUUGCUUUUUGA
Molecule: messenger RNA, 927 nt
Organism: Humulus lupulus (European hop)
Lineage: Eukaryota; Viridiplantae; Streptophyta; Magnoliopsida; Rosales; Cannabaceae
Product: mitogen-activated protein kinase kinase 10
Biological process (GO): protein phosphorylation
Cellular component (GO): cytoplasm
Molecular function (GO): ATP binding; protein serine/threonine kinase activity
Source: RefSeq, a predicted model, not a curated record